UGGCGAUCCAAGCUUCAUCUGCUCUAGUGAACCCCCCACCCUUUCGGAGCGACUUGGAGCACAGAACAGGAGCAUUCAUCACGAUUGAAUAUAUCUUUUCUCCGUAAACCUACGAUAAAUCGAAGAUUUCAAAGCACUUCUCAACCACCAGCCAAGAUGUCUGGCGCAUCUGGCAAAUGGCGUGAGGACCAGGUCCUAGUCAUCUGCCCUGGCAGCAAGACCACAAUGGCCCAGAUGGGCUGCGCUGAACUAACCCCUCCAGCGCACCGGAUCCCUACGCGCAUGUUCAAGGACGAAGAAGGCGAAGGCUACAGGCCGUAUCACAUCGAGAAGCGCAAAAAGACGCCAGUGCAGCCUGUCAAUGGCGCGGCGCCGCUGUUGGAAGAGGACGAGUGGGAGUACAUUGAAGACCCCGAUGCGACAGAGGGCGCCAUAUAUCCCAUCAAAGGCGGUCGCAUCGUCGACAUGCAUGCCUUCCUGGCCUUUUUGGACCACGUCCACAGUCUUCUCACGACGACUUAUCACAACACACCAAUAAUGCUGAUGGCAUCCCCCCAGUGGACGCGGCCAGACUGCGAAGCUAUCGCGCGCUACAUAUUUGAAAAGACGAAAACCCCUGCACUCUGCCUGAUCCACAGCGCUGUCGCGACCCAGUACGGCCUCAAGUGGCCGAGCAUGACCGUGGUCGACGUGGGCUUUGAGAAGGUGGACGUCACGUGCUUAUACGACAGCAGGGUUGUCAAUCACCAAGAGGUUGGCAAUCCGGUCGACGAGAACUUUGGAGAGGCCAUCUCGGGUGGUGAGGUUUUCACACGGAAGCUUCAGAGCUUGCUCAAGGACAAAGAAUUCACGUAUGAAAUGGCCGAGCAAUUGAAGAAGAGCCCUGUAUGCGAAGUGCUCCCAUAUGCUGCCGAAAACCCGCUGCUCAUGGAGCUGCCGAAAGAGAACGCCUCGGCUGGACCAGUACCAGCUCCGGCCGCCGUGCUUCAGGCGGCCCAGGAAGCACCGGCCACCGUGGAGCCGGCGCGACCGCCGGUCACUACUGCUGAUGCAGAGGAAGAUGAUGAGGCUGGGGACGACAAGGCUGCCAAUGGCGAUGAUGGCGUUUUGGAUGUUGCCAGCAUUGUUACCAGCGGUCAAACGAAGGAAUUCCUGGCUAAAAAGGAAAAGGAGAAGGCAGAGAAGCAAAAAGGAAAGAAGGGGACCAAGGGUCAAGAAGGCGAUGCAGCUGCCGCAAAGAACGCAAGGCUACCCAAUUCGAAGAGGAUGAAGGCUACAUUCCACUACGAGGAGGUGGUGCGAGAGGAAGCUCCAUUACCCGCAGAUGUCGAGCCGAAGCCUGUCGAGACGACUAACCCUCCUGCGAGUGGACAAGAAGCCGCAGCGGAGGCCAGUGGUGCUCCCGCAGGGGAAAGUAGCGAAGUAAAGCCUUCAGAUGGCAGCGCAGCACCAGCCGUGUCCAAUGGUGAGACGAAAGAGUCUGAAGCAAAGCCAGCAGACGCACCACUAUCCUUCUUCCCAUCUGCUGAAGCACCAGCAGCCCCGGCGCCCUCCGGCACAGAGCGUGCAGUGAAGCGGAUAAGGCGGGACAUUGAGGUAGGGUUGGAGAGGUUCAGCUUUGCAGACCGUGCCGAGAUCGACCGCAUCGUGACUGCCAUUUACAAGGCAGUACAGGGGAUCGAGGACAUGUAUAUGCGCCCGGCUUGCUGGGAGCACCUGGUCUUCGUCGGCAACGGUGCUCGCGUGCGCGGCCUCAAGGAGAACAUAUUGCAGACACUGAACUCCAGAUACCUGGUUUCCCCAAGCACUGCGACCAUGUUCACUUCGGAGCUGCCAUCAAACCUGGCCACCCCCACAGGGACCGGAUCGCAGACACCCACAGGGAGCUUUACGGGACCGCCUCACCAGCUUCCUGCCCCGACGAGUGGUGUCAACCCGCUGCUGCGUGAUGCGGUGACAGCGGCAUCUAUGGGGCACGCCGGGACCCCAGGAGGUCCAAUGGGGGCCAAUGCGCCUGGAAGCAACGCCGGCGAUGGCGGCGCGGUAUCAUCUCAUUUCCACAGCCAGACACCUACAAGUAUUAAGCUUGCUGCUUUACCGACCUAUCUGGGCGAGUGGACCAAAAAUGGUUAUGAGGAGGCCAUGUUCUUGGGCGCGCAGGUUGCGGCGAGGCUUGCUUUCUGUAUGCACAAUCUGAGUGCCGCCGAAGCAGAGAGCCAAAGGUUAAUGAGCCUAAACAGAAUUGAGUUCAAUGAGCUUGGUCCCAAAGCUAUCCGAACCCACUCUAUGCUUGGCCAAUAGUCGCUUUGUGAUGUACAGUCAAUAACAAAAACAGUUCACAUCCUGCCAAGUUGACAAGUCUUUUCUUGGGCGGACUGCAGCUAUUCUGACUUGAAACUGACUGACUUGUCUUAAAAUUGAUUCAUGUCCCCUAGCACGUCGUAACUAAUUUAUAACAACAAGAUAAAGCGAUUUUCUAGAGUUUGGAAUUUUUUUGGUGUUUUGUGAUGCCGUCUGCCAGCCAAUACUUAGAGGGACUUACAAGUGUAUUUGAUUGUGUGACUCACUGCACGUCUGAUUCAACUCAGCAUCUCAUAGAAACAAGGAGAAAGUAUAUCUGCA
Molecule: messenger RNA, 2622 nt
Organism: Pyricularia oryzae 70-15
Lineage: Eukaryota; Fungi; Ascomycota; Sordariomycetes; Magnaporthales; Pyriculariaceae
Exons: 3
Coding region: 157-2301 (714 amino acids)
Source: RefSeq, a predicted model, not a curated record